CUUUUUAAUUCUUCCGACGCAUAUAACGUUCAAAACAUGCCGCUCCAGCAUGUUUGGAGAAGACAAGAAUGGAAGAGCACUCGAACCAAGUCCUGAAGCAAAGCAUUGCUUUGAAUAAUUGGAAAAGACGCAAUACUCCCAAGGAGGAGGACCAACAGCAGAGUUGAUGAGGCCAUGGCUACAGCCUCACUCUACUCUCCUCUCAGAGGUAAUCUGCUAUUAAAGAAUACAAACAAGAGCACCCAGUGUUCUUCCAAUACGAUGCGGGCUUCGUCCAAAUAUGGGGUCAACCACGGUGCUCAUCAAUAUUACAGCCCACAUAAAACCCUGUUCAAUCACUGUAGUUUUAUCCGGGGGAAAAAGGGUUGUGGGUUAGCUCUCUCAAGGCCAAAUCCUGCAAAAACAAAGGUUUCUCUAGGGAGGACUAGUUUGCAGUUGUCUGCUUUUAGUGGGCGUAAGCCAUUAUCCAUCGAUAGAGAAUUAGGAAAUGGAGACAAAGGAUUCAAACGAUGUAAUCAUGUCUGCAGUGGAAAUGAUUCAGCAUCAGUCAAUGCAUCUGUUUCUCUUUCAGAACAAAGGGACUGUUUGAAUUCUGAAGAAGAAGAGUUACCCGAUAGAGUUUUGAAAGGAUGGACACCACCAAGAUAUGUGUGGAGAGCGUUGUCUGCUUGGGUGAUAGCAGGACAGGUCAUUGCCAGGGUUAUGAGGGGCAGAUUACAUGUGAGAAAUUGCUUGCAGCAGCUUGAGGUAGUGGGCCCGGGUUCUAUUGGUGUCUGCUUGUUGACAGCCGCAUUUGUGGGGAUGGCUUUUACAAUUCAAUUUGUUAGGGAAUUUACAAAGCUUGGGCUAACAAGAUCAGUUGGGGGUGUGCUGGCACUGGCGUUGUCAAGAGAACUGAGCCCAGUUGUUACAUCUAUCAUCAUUGCCGGCCGUGUCGGCAGUGCUUUUGCUGCAGAGUUAGGAACCAUGCAGGUGUCUGAACAGACCGAUACUUUGAGGGUGCUGGGAACAGAUCCUGUCGAUUACCUUGUGAUUCCCCGCGUAUUUGCUUGCUGUGUGGCAUUGCCAGUCUUAACUUUAAUCUGCUUCACUGUGGCUAUGGCAGCCAGUGUUCUGAUAGCUGAUGGAGUUUACAAUGUUAGUGCUAAUAUUAUCUUGGAUUCUGCAAGAAGGGCUCUCGAGCCAUGGGACAUAGUUAGUGCAAUGAUCAAAUCCAUGGUGUUUGGUGGGUUUAUAUCUGUCGUGAGUUGUGCAUGGGGUGUCACAACGCUUGGAGGGGCAAAAGGGGUAGGAGAGUCUACAACUUCUGCGGUUGUAAUCUCCCUAGUUUGUGUCUUUAUUGCUGAUUUUGUGCUUUCGUGGUUAUUUUUCCAAGGUGCAGGGGAUGCUCUUAAGGCUGCUAUGGGAUAGUGUCUGUAUUAGCAUUGUUCUUGCUUCCCAUAAGAUUUGCAGGUGGAAAAUGUUAUUCAUAUGCUCAAGUUUAUCCAGAAGAUGCAUUCAUUGAUAAGAUGCAGGUUGAAAAUUGUUUGUCACAAUAACAACAUAUGCAGCAAGGCCAGCAGCUAUACUGCUAUAGGACUUGAUUUUGACCAUUGAGAAACAUGUAACUACUUUCGAACUUUGUAAUAUUGAUUGGAUGUUUAUCCAUAAUGAUUAUUUGAAUUUUGAAUAACUCUGCAGCAAAUCGAUUUUCCAAUAGUUGCAGGGAAAAGAA
Molecule: messenger RNA, 1714 nt
Organism: Cryptomeria japonica (Japanese cedar)
Lineage: Eukaryota; Viridiplantae; Streptophyta; Pinopsida; Cupressales; Cupressaceae
Product: protein TRIGALACTOSYLDIACYLGLYCEROL 1, chloroplastic
Exons: 2
Coding region: 175-1410 (411 amino acids)
Biological process (GO): phospholipid transport
Cellular component (GO): ATP-binding cassette (ABC) transporter complex
Source: RefSeq, a predicted model, not a curated record